UAUAAAAUAUAUAUUUAUAUAAAAAUAUAUACCAUAUAGUGAAAGAUGCCGCUGCAGGUGCCAAUGUCUGGCAGGGAGCGCAGCAGCAGCAGCGGCACCACAACGACUACAACAACAAUUAGCCGCAACAGCAACAACAGCAACAUGAACAGCGAUCCCAAAUGCCGAGACGGGCUGCGCAAUUAUAUAUCAAGCAAGGAUUAUAUCAAGAGUCAGCGCCUGCAAGAGCAACAGCAGCAGCAACAUAAACAGCAACAAAAGCAACUGCAACAACAACAGCAGCAGCGGCAGCAGCAGCAGCAGCAGCAGCAGCAGCAACAACAACAACAGCAACAGCAAUAUCAAGAGGAUCGCUACAGUGCUGAGAUAAAGACACGCCGGCCAUAUACGGAUAAAGAAUGCCCAUUGAGCUUUGCGGCGAUGCGUCACGUGGAAUCGAUUAAGGCGUGGAAAUUCGAGCCACAGCCAUGGCGCAUUAGGGAGCGCAUGAAGACGGCCAGUGUGGCCCUGGUGCUGUGCCUCAACAUUGGCGUCGAUCCACCGGACGUGGUCAAAAUACAGCCCUGCUCACGGCUCGAGUGCUGGAUCGAUCCCAGUUCGGUGUCGGCACCAAAGGCCAUGGAGCUGAUCGGCAGCAAUUUGCAGAUGCAAUACGAACGCUGGCAGCCGCGGGCUCGCUACAAAAAGUGCCAUGACCCCACCGUGGAGGAUGUCAAGAAGCUGUGCACCUCGCUGCGGCGCAACGCCAAGGGUGAACGCAUCCUGUUCCACUACAAUGGCCAUGGCGUGCCCAAGCCGACCGCCAAUGGCGAGAUCUGGGUGUUCAACAAGACAUUCACCCAGUAUAUACCGCUUAGCAUCUUCGAGCUGAUCAACUGGAUGUCCGCUCCGUCGAUAUAUGUGUACGAUUGCUCCAAUGCCGGCAUCAUCAUCAACUCGUUUCAGCCGUUCGCCGAGCAGCACGAGCACGAGCUGGAGAAGGCCCUGGCCGCCGGCACUCAGUCGGCCUCCCAGCUGGUCAGCUACAAGAACUGCAUCCAUUUGGCCGCCUGUGCAGCCAAUGAGAUUCUGCCGAUGAAUGCCCAGCUGCCGGCGGAUCUGUUCACCAGUUGCCUGACCACGCCCAUUAAUAUCGCACUCAAAUGGUAUGCGAUGCAGGAGAAGCUGGGCAUGGUGCCGCGCAUCCAGAGCGACCUGAUCGACAAGAUACCGGGCAAGGUGAACGAUCGUCGCACCAUGAUGGGCGAACUCAACUGGAUAUUCACGGCGAUCACGGACACCAUUGCGUGGAACACGCUGCCGCGUGAGCUGUUCCAGCGCCUCUUCAGGCAGGAUCUGCUCGUGGCGAGCCUGUUCCGGAAUUUCCUGCUGGCCGAGCGCAUACUGCGCAGUCACGACUGUACGCCGGUCUCGCUGCCGGCCCUGCCGCCGUGCCAUCGUCACGCCAUGUGGAAGGCCUGGGACCUGGUCGUCGACUUGGCCCUGCAACAGCUGCCGGACAUACUCGAACAGCAGGCACCCUAUCGCCAGCUGCCCUUCUUCGAGCACCAGCUGACGGCGUUCCAGGUGUGGCUCGACAGCGAAUCGGAGUCACGCACGCCGCCCGAACAGCUGCCGAUUGUGCUGCAGGUGCUGCUGUCGCAGGUGCAUCGGCUGCGCGCCCUGGAGCUGCUGGCGCGCUUCCUCGACCUGGGCCCGUGGGCCGUGAAUCUGGCCCUGGGCGUCGGCAUCUUUCCGUAUGUCCUCAAAUUGCUGCAGAGCUCCACGCGCGAGCUGCGGCCGGUGCUGGUCUUCAUCUGGGCGAAGAUACUCGCCGUCGAUCCCAGCUGCCAGGUGGACCUGGUCAAGGAGUACAAGUACUUUCUCAGCGUGCUCCAGGACAACACCGUCAGCAAGCAGCAUCGCACACUCUCCGCCUUUGUGCUGGCCUCGAUCGUGCACAACUUCCUGCUGGGCCAGACGAGCGCGCUGCAGGGACCCCUGCUCUCCAUCUGCCUGGAACAGCUGAACGACAGCAGCUGGCUACUGCGCCAGUGGCUGGCCAUAUGCCUGGGCAUGCUCUGGCAGAACUUUGAGAAGGCGCGCUGGUCGGGCGCCCGCGAUCUGGCGCACGAGAAGCUCUCGGUGCUGCUGCGCGAUCCCAUACCGGAGGUGCGAGCCGCUGCCGUCUUUGCGCUGGGCACCUUCAUCAGCUCGGUGACGGAUCGCAGCGAGGGCCAGGCGAACAACAUCGAUCGGAUCAUAGCCAUCACCCUGGUGGAGACGGUGGGCGAGGAUAUGUCGCCGCUGGUGCGCCAGGAGCUGGCCGCGGCACUCCAAUGGAUGGUGCUGCUCUUCGAGUCGCAGUUCGUCACGGUCUUCACGGCGGAGCACAUGAACAGCCACAGCUCGGCGCUGGUCUCGUGCGGCGGCGAGCGCAGCGCCAGCAUCACGCACGGCAUGCCCAAUGCGCCCUCGGGCAACUAUGGCCAGUACACGCACAGUCUGGAGCGGCACUCGCAUGUGACCAUACGACGCGGCGCCAGCUCCAGCUCCAUCUCGAACAUGGUCAGCUCCGGUUCGAUGUCUGGCAAUUCGUCUGGCAGCGCCGGCGGCACCGGCUGCGUCGCUGGCAACUGCAGCAGCAACGCUGGCACCUCGGCGACCACCAAUGCGAUACCCUUCCAGUACAUCUUCACCAAGCUCUGGCAGGGCAUCUACAACCUGAGCCAGGAUCCCUUUCCGGCGGUCGCCGAGACGGCCCAGAAGAUCGUGGCGCAUGUGAGCGAGGCAGCGCGCUGCUUGAUCACGGCCAAGGAGGCGACGAAUUACACUGCUGCUGCCGGCAUUGGCAGCUCUGCGGCCGGACGGGAUCAGCAGAAGCUGAACAGCAGCCUCCUGAGCGUCAGCCUGCCGCCGAGUCCGAAUACGCGCUGCAAUUAUCUCGGAGCGAGUGGCGAGUCGCCGCCGGUGGGCGGGGGAGCGCCAACAGUGACCGUGUCCGCAGCAGCAGCAGCAGCAGCGGCGGCACAAGCCGGAGGCGGAGGCGGAGGCGGCACUUCGUCCGGCAACAAUCGCUGGUCACAGAAGCAGCGGCUCUCCGGCAGCAAUGAGGCGCAGCAGCGCAAGCUGCGCACCACCUCAAUGAACGACGAGACGGACAGCGGCAACGUGACGAGCUCCGCGGGCGCCACCGGCACCGGCACCGGCAGCUCCGCCGUGCUCGGCCUGAUUGCGAACGCGAGCGCGAGUGCGGCCGAUGGCAACAACUCGGCGAGGAGCAGCGGCAGCGAGACGAAUCAUUAUGCGGAGGGGAACAGCGCCAAGGUGCAGGUGCUGCAGCCGAUAGUGACCACGCCGUUCAUACCGUGGGCCAUAUCGUACUUUACACGUCCGGGCAAGCUGCGCUACAGCAGCGCCGAGGGCAGCACCGAGGAGGAGGAGGGUCAGCAGCGCUGGCCGGUCGAUCGCAAUUCCGCGGAGCUGCGGACGCGCGAGUAUCGCUAUCAGCGCAACGAACAGAUCCGGCGGACGGCACGCCGCGAGCAGCAGGACCAGUGCGUCCGGCGCCUGGACGCGUUCAGCUUCGUCCGCAAGACGCAGUGCACGCCGUCGAUAGUGAAGCUGCUGCCGUACGAGCAGCAGAUUGCCGUCGCCUACAAGGAGAAGGUGCUGGUCUAUGACUUUGUGCGCAAUCUGGUCCACAGCUACGUGACGGAAGCGCUGUCGGACUCGGGCCACGGCAGCUCUGUGGGCAGCAGCAGCAGCAGCAGCAAUGGCAGCAGCAGCGCCGGCGGCAGCGGCGGCGGCGGUGGUGGCAGCAGCGCGGCAAUAUUCGCGCGAGUGAGCAGCUUUGAGCUGCUGAACGCCCAGGAUGUCGGCCUGAUGCUGGUCGCCCACGACGAUGGCGUCAUACGCGUCUGGCAGUCGUCGGGCGAGUCGCCACGAUUGGUUAGCGCCUGGGAUGCAUUCCCGCGCACCGCCUAUCACAACGGCGGCGGCGGCGGCGGCGGCAGCGCCGGUGGUGCUGCUGGUGGUGCUGCCGGCGCCGGUAACGGCAGCUGCGGCAGCGGCAGCGGCGGCCGCAGAUCCACGGACGUGGUGACGGCCUGGCAGCAGCACAGCCAGCACCUGGUCGUCGGGUGCGAGGCCUAUCGCUAUCUGCGCAUCUGGGACGUGGAGCGGGAGCUGCGGCUCAGCGAUCUCCAGCUGGGCUCCCGCGAGACCAGCGUGCGCGUCCUCUCGCCAUUUGUGGCCAACAAGCCGUGGGAUUUGAUUGUGGCCGGCUGUGCGGACGGCAGCGUGCGGCUGUUCGACAAGCGCUGUCCGCCGCAGGAGGCGCGGAUUCGUGUCUAUCGGGAGCACACGGCGCCCAUACUGCAUGCCUGCCUGCGCUCGAAUGACACCUCGUUCGUGACGGGCUGCACGGCGGGCAAGGUGAACGUGCUGGAUCUGCGGGCGAAUAGCGCCUCCGGCGUACUGCAUCAGUGGGAGGCGGGCGGCGAUAUUACGGCCAUGGCCAGCCAUCAGGUGGCGGAUGCCAUCGCCUGCGGCAACGCCUCCAAGAUCUGCAUCUACUCGCUCAACGGACGCACCCAGAGCGUACUGCGCAGCAACGAGGGCUUCAUGGGCUCCAAAAUUGGACACCCCACAUGCCUGUCAUUUCAUCCGUAUAAGGUUCAGCUGGCGGUGGGCUUUGUGGACAACACGGUAGCUGUCUACAGCCCUACACCAGUUUUAUAAACUCUGCAGCCGCUGGAAAACGGACGUCGAUAAGAAUCCUGAAACAAUGUUUUAUGCACGUAGCUUCAACGCGG
Molecule: messenger RNA, 4796 nt
Organism: Drosophila navojoa
Lineage: Eukaryota; Metazoa; Arthropoda; Insecta; Diptera; Drosophilidae
Gene: raptor
Product: regulatory associated protein of MTOR complex 1
Biological process (GO): cellular response to starvation; cellular response to amino acid stimulus; TORC1 signaling
Cellular component (GO): cytoplasm; TORC1 complex
Molecular function (GO): protein-macromolecule adaptor activity; protein binding
Source: RefSeq, a predicted model, not a curated record